This is a messenger RNA of Dama dama (fallow deer), 2277 nucleotides long. RefSeq lists its product as uncharacterized. The transcript is spliced from 17 exons. Bases 1 to 2046 code for a protein of 681 amino acids. Gene Ontology annotation, molecular function: protein-cysteine S-palmitoyltransferase activity. The record is from RefSeq and is a predicted model, not a curated record. Gene Ontology annotation, biological process: protein targeting to membrane; peptidyl-L-cysteine S-palmitoylation. NCBI's taxonomy places the organism in Eukaryota, Metazoa, Chordata, Mammalia, Artiodactyla, Cervidae. Gene Ontology annotation, cellular component: Golgi apparatus; endoplasmic reticulum.
AUGGCGGCGGUGGUGGCCGUGGACUGCCGCCCGCCCCGGGUCCCCAGCAUCAGAACCAGUGCAGGGACCCCCGAUGUCCCAGCACAGAGCCGAGAGGAAGGUCUGGAGCCACAGCUGGCCAGGUCUGCCUGCGGGCACCCUGGGUCGCUGCCUUUUGCUUCUGCUCUGGGCUUUCCCGGGGAUGUGGACCUCUUCUUCAUGUGGGCCACCCACAUCCGUGGAUUUUCUGAUGAGAUGGCCUUCUGCGCCAGGAGGUCGAGGCAGGUCCUCCCAGAAGCUGCGUCCAGUAGGAGCACGCAGGUGUUGCCGCCCCGCCUGUCCAGGGUGAACGGCUGGUCGCGGCCCUUGCAUCCCUUCCAGAUUGUGGCCUGGACCGUGUUCCUGAUUCUGGCCUUCACGACCUUCGGGGUCUUCAUCCCCCUUCUGCCACGCUACUGGAGAUACAUCGCCUACAGUGUGACCGGCGGGAUAUUCUUCUUCCACUUCUUAGCCCACCUGGUCGCCAUUUCCAUCGACCCGGCCGAAGCCAGCGUCCGCUUGAAGAACUACUCUCAGCCUAUGCCGACCUUCGACCGGUCCAAACACCCGCACGUCAUCCAGAACCAACACUGCCAUCUCUGCGAGGUCCCCGUGAGUGCCAAAGCCAAGCAUUGCAGCGCCUGCAACAAGUGUGUUUCAGGCUUUGACCAUCACUGCAAAUGGCUGAACAACUGCGUGGGAAGCAGAAAUUACUGGUGCUUCUUCAGCUCGGUGGCCUCUGCUUUGGCCGGUCUGCUCUGCAUCAUCGUCAUCCUUCUGUACAUCUUCUUGCAGUACUUCUUCAACCCCGCCGCCCUGCGCACCGACUCACGCUACCGGAGUAUCUCCAACAAGGACACGUGGCUGCUCUUCCUCCCGAUCUCCCCCGUGAGGACCAGCAAGGGCGUCCUCCUGGCGCUCGGGCUGCUGGUGCUGCUGCUGGCGCUCAUCAGCCUGCUGCUGCUUGGCCACCUGCUCUUCUUCCACCUCUACCUGAUGGCCAAAAGGUUGAGCACGUUUGAUUACAUGACGCAGGGCCGCCAACAGCAGGACUCGAAACACCAGACAGGACAGAGGGAUGUGCGUUUACAAAUAGAAGACCUGUCACAGCAUCUGCACAGCCCCCUGGGACCCUCCGAGCAGGGAGAGACACCGGAGGAGCUCCCGCCCCCUUCCCGGCACUCGAGUCUGUGUGCCACCGCCACCGCCACCAUACAGCCAGAGGACACCCCGACGUCGCUGAAGAAAUCAGUUGCCAACCUGAGUUCAUCUGUACAGAGCGUGAAGUCCAUGCAACUCUUGCCACCAACCCCGGACCACUCACAGGUCUCCAGCCUCACCAUCCAUGCCAACAGUGGCUUGUCGCAGCAGGAACUGUGUUCUGGCCGGAGCGCGUCCGCCAUACGAGUCAAGCGAAAGGAGUUCCUGCCUCCACUCUCCAGGUGCUCCAGCCUGAGCUCGGUCAGCACCGUUACCCUUGAGAGCUCCCCGCCACCCCAGAAUACAAAGGAUCAGAGAGAAAGAAAGCAACUUAGAGCAGGAGACGCGGCUGAAAAGCAAGGCUCCGCCUCAGGAGCCCAGGGGCCUGAACCAGCCGAGUCCCGCGUCCAGGGGUCCUUUUCCACCGGGAUCCCAGCCACGGAGUCUGUCCCGGAAACCCUCCAGCUCCCAUCCCCGCCGCAGGGCCACAACCAGGACGCGUGGCCCCAGAAGCACCAGGACACCGUCCCCAGCCACCAGGAGCCCUGGACCGUGGAGUCCACUGUCAUCAACAUCCCCGGAGGGCUGGACGGCGAACUGGACGUCCAGCAGAUGCCCCGCACACUGGUGGUGAUGCCGUCCGCCCAGGCACCCAAGAGCCUGCCUGCCAUCAAGGGAGAGUGUGGGGAGGAGAGCAUCCCGGUCAUCAGAGAGGUGGGGGGCUGCACCUCCGCGAAGGACCCUGUGCCCAGCAGCCCCACCCCCGUCGCCAUGACCACGAUGCCGGAGGACCCUGAGCCAGGGGACAGGGCUCCUCAGCUCGUGUAGAGCCAGGGCAUGUCCCCCAGGCCCUCAGGGUGCCCCUCCCUCUGGCUGGCAUUGCCCAUGCCGCCCAGCCUGGCUUCCACCUCGAGGAGGAGACCUGGGCCCCGCCGCCCAUCUUCAGAGCCCCGCCCCCCUGCAUCAAGAGGGAACAGAGCUGAAGGCCGCUGCUUCUGGCCACGCAGGAGGAGUCUCAUGAACUCACAUCUCCCUCACUCCAGAAGCCAUAUGUUAAAG